AGCACACCUGGAAGGCUCAAGCACAUAAUCUAGGUUGCUGCGCAUUUGCGGCAUUUUCCACAUGCUGCCUUAUUAUUUGGUGUUACUACCCUUGUGGAUAUGUCUGGCCAUCUUGUUUCCCUUGGUGCAGACGCUGCACGCACUCCAACACGAAAGUUCCGAUCGAAAACUGUGGCUCUUUUACUGGUGCCUCUAUUGUGUAGCGUCCAUCACGCUGUACUACUUUGAGUGGCUCCUUUGCAUACCCUUCUAUGUUCUCUCGUUCUACGUAGACAUCUACUACGAGACGCAACUUCUAGUGAUUUUCUACCUUGUGUACCCGAAAACCUUGGGUAUCAAGAGACUGCAGGAAUUUGUAGAGGCCCAAAGCUGCAAUUUGCUGGAAGGAGGCACUGAGCUGGCCAAGGGUUAUGCGAAGAUUGCGUACGACCAGUUUCUGGAGCUCACCGGCAAGCCCUCGUGACUCGCACGGCCAGGCGGACGAAACGGACGGACGGUCUUGUUCUUCCGACGGGCGGAAGGAGAGACGAUGCGUGUCGUAUUGGGAGAGAUGCGCAAGUGGAUGCAGAGCAGAAUCCCAGGAAUGAGCUUAAAAUACAUCAACCCCCGGAGUGAAAAUGUAUAUAAUUGUUGGUUUGAUCUCCGCAAUUGUUGGCCAGAACAAGUUGUUGAAGGAUUGUUGAAGGUGUAUUGCUGAAUUGUUA
This is a messenger RNA of Durusdinium trenchii, 704 nucleotides long. The record is from the annotation of a GenBank genome assembly. Lineage: Eukaryota; Dinophyceae; Suessiales; Symbiodiniaceae.